Paramecium primaurelia is the source of this 507-nucleotide messenger RNA. NCBI's taxonomy places the organism in Eukaryota, Ciliophora, Oligohymenophorea, Peniculida, Parameciidae. The record is from the annotation of a GenBank genome assembly.
AUGAGAUCAAAAAGUCCAUUACUCUCACCUUAAAACUAAAAGCUAUAUACUAAUUUACUAACUCCAACCUAGAAAAGACAUGUGUCACAAUUAUCAACUGGAUAAUAUAAAUUUAAUACACCUUAAACUGAUUUUAUACUUAAAAAAAGAGAAUUCUAAUUUUCAAUUCCAUCAUAAGUUCCGGAUAAAUAAAGAUUAUUAUAAACUGCAAAUAAUUAUUAUCGCCCUAAUAGUAUAUAGAAAAUAAGACCUUCUGAAAGUCCUUCAAAAAUUUUAUUUAAAACAGGAUAUGAGCAACAACAAGAAAUAAAAAAGUUGAUUUAAGAAAAUCAAAGUUUAAAAGCGAUUAUAAAAAAACAAGAAGAUUAAUUAAAAUAGUUUUUUGAAUUAGGUAAUAUUUUAGAGUAAAACUAAUAACUACAAAAAAAAAUAGAAAAAUUAAAGUAAGAUAAUUCUUUACUUCGAUAAGAUGAAGAAUAAGUUAAAAAAAAUAUAGAUGAUUAAUGA